AUGGAGGUGCGAUUGGAGGAAGCGCUUGAUCUAGUCGGUCAUAGCCGACACAAUGUGCUAAUAUUGAUUGUGAGCAGUACAGUACAUUUGGCAGCCGUCUUAGAUCUACUUGGGUUUUGUGUGCUAGUACCAGCGGCUAGUUGCGAUUUGAAACUUGACUUGAUGGAGAUUGGAAUGUUAACUUCAGUUCCUUUUGCUGGUUACUUGUCAGCAUUACCUUGGGGCUACUACGCAGAUACCCAGGGCCGACGAAAAGCAAUAAUCGUAUCUACAAUAGUAGGAUCAGCUUUAGCUAUUGUUACCAGUUUCUCAUCAUCAUUUGAAAUGAUGCUUAUUUUAAAACUAAUUGGAUGCAGUUUCUCAACUGCAUCCAUAACUCUUACUAUAACAUAUCUCGGGGAAUGCACCGGAAGCAGACACAGGAACAAAUACAUCUUCAUUAUGAACAGUUUCAACCUUGCCUCUGAUUUUACAUGCUACGCUUUAGCCUACGGUAUUCUUCGUCUGGAAUUUAACAUCGCCAUUCCGUGGCUUUCCAUUACGUACCGUCCAUGGCGACUGCUUGCUUUGGUCAUGGCGUUGAUGCUGGCGGUAGGGGCUGUGAUGAUGCUGUGCCUUCACGAGAGCCCAAAGUUUUUGGCCAACCGAGGACAUGUAGACAAAGCAUUAUCUGUGUUGAAGAGUUCUUACGGUCUCAAAGGAAAUGACGCAGAUUAUCUAAGAUCUUUGAUGACAAUCGACCACGUAGCCCUGAGUUUAAAGCCAACCUUCUGGAGUUCGGUUGUAGCACAGACGAUACCGAUAUUCAAGCCUCCUUUAGUUUUGAAGACACUUCAACUUUUCUUCUUAAUGUCAGUCUGCUUAAGCACCAACAACGUUUUCUUCAUGUGGUUUCCAACGAUGGUGAAUUCAUUCUACUCAUCAAUGUCCGACACUCAAUCGGGCUUCUGCGAGAAAAUUAUAUCAAACCUUACGAAUGAGAUAUCUGAAGACGUAAUCUGUGAUGAUACAGUGGCAAACAACACCAUCUAUUCGGGGAUGGCUUUCAGCGUUUUCUUUACUUUAGUCAAUUUCUUGACCUCGAGACUGGCUAAAUGGAGGAAAAUUGUCUUGCUCUCGACACUUACAAUAUCAGGGAUAAGUGCAGUAUUAGUUGAUAUCAUACACCAGCCUAUAGUGAGCAUGAUGCUCUUUAUAUUUAUUCAGCUCUCUGGUAUACUGACUGGAAACGUAGCUUCUUAUUUCGUUGAUUUGUAUCCGACUUCUUAUAGGGGUCUAGGUACAAGUCUUGGCUUGAUGUGUGCAAGGAUGACGUGCCUAGCCGGGGUCAACAUUGUUGGAGGCACAAUAGUUAGCCAUUGCAGCAUGACGUUCUUUGGAUGGGCCGUUUUCGUACUCUGUGGUAUAGCGGUCGCUUGGUUUCUGCCGUCCGACAAAAAAUGAAUCGAAUUAAUUAAUGG
This is a messenger RNA of Bombyx mandarina (wild silkworm), 1460 nucleotides long. RefSeq lists its product as uncharacterized. Gene Ontology annotation, biological process: transmembrane transport. Gene Ontology annotation, molecular function: transmembrane transporter activity. The record is from RefSeq and is a predicted model, not a curated record. Gene Ontology annotation, cellular component: membrane. NCBI's taxonomy places the organism in Eukaryota, Metazoa, Arthropoda, Insecta, Lepidoptera, Bombycidae.